This is a messenger RNA of Clonostachys byssicola, 1893 nucleotides long. NCBI's taxonomy places the organism in Eukaryota, Fungi, Ascomycota, Sordariomycetes, Hypocreales, Bionectriaceae. The record is from the annotation of a GenBank genome assembly.
AUGGGACUCGGUCAAGGAGCUGCUGAGCGGUCAAGGAGAAACCCUUCGAUAAGUGGUGAACCUGAACCAAGACAAGAUCCUGAGGCGCAGAGGAACGCACCGCCUCAAAAAGACCAGGAAGGCACCAACACCGGAUCCUCGCAAGAUUCACCACGGGGAUGUCAUGCAUCACCGGAGAGCGCGCCCUCAGCUAUAGGACUUGCUCCUGGUCUGUCCACACCAGUUGUUGCGUCACCAGCCGAAAUCUCCAUCAACAGGAACAUCACGAGGACACCUCCGCAGGGUUCCAUUGACCCGCCCAUUACGAAGAACACACUGAGCGAACUGGAUGUGCAGAAAAUUUUCCACAAUCCCAAGUUGCGACACGACAUCAACUUUGAUCCUGACUUGCAUUUCCGACCCAAUGUUGAAGGCGAGAAGGGCAGGAAGAAGCAAGAGCGAUCCGACUGUUUCUGGCAAACCCUGAGGGACCAGCUCUCCGAUUUCGUUGUGAACCGGGAAAAGUUCUAUGCACAGUUCGGUUAUGGCGACGGGUGGUGCUUGCCUGUGCUACUGAAGACUAUUAGGGAUAUUCUGCACACACUGGUGCCUCAGCGGGAUCGCCAGUUCCUCGACGAAGGACUGAAUGUAAGCCUGAAGAUGCAGCAGUUCCACAAGGGUGUUUUGGACUUGGACCAGUUGGCUUUGUGGUUGUCUGGUGUUUUGAAGUCUCACUGCGCUCCGAUGCGUGACGAGGAGGUCGACACGAUGUACAACUACAUCAAGACGGGUAAUCAGACCGGUGAUUUGGAUCAGUUGGUUCUGGGUAUGAGGGAGCUUCUAAGUGUGCUGGAGCACAUGAAACUCGACGUGGCCAACCACCAGAUUCGCUGUCUGCGGCCAGCCCUGAUCGACGACACCAUCCACUUCGAGCAAAAGUACUUUUGCAAGAGACUUCAGUCCGGAAAACUCGACACUCGAGAAUCGAUUCUGUGGUAUAGGAACGCGCAGAGGCUUUACUCGAAUGGUCCGUCUGAUUUAAAUCAAGGGUUCGGCGAGAUGCACGUUCUUUUCGAAGGUCUAUCUCGACUGGUACUGCCCUCCGCUUCUCGACAAAAGAUCCCCGAGACUUUCCAACAUGACCAUGAGAGAAUUCUCAAACUCCGAGCCGACAUCCUGGAUGUAAUCAACUUGGAUAUCUGCAUGCGACUGUACGAGGAUUUGGAAAAGCUUGGUCGGCUGACCUCGACUGCUCAGUUCCAAUCCUACAAUGAUGCCUCGUCGAGCGCAUCAUCGCGGGUUCCGAGCGGUGAGUUCAGCUUUACUGCCUCUCUACCUGGAUCACGCCCUUCGAGCCUUGCUUUCAGCUCCCCCGGAUCUGCAGCAUCAUCGCCCCGAUCUUCUCUCGCUCUGCCUUCCUAUGUUGCCCCAGACCAGCAUGAGUGUAGAGUCAAGAGGCAGAAUCUCUUCCAGUCUUUGGUCGCCCUCCUUCAACAAGCACCACAUGCAGCAAACCAGGCCGCAAGAUGGCAGGCUAUUGCUCCAUCAAUGGCCCUCCAAAUCUUCCGCUACACCAAUGCCCCGUCUGGCAUGCUUCCCGUGUUCGAGGAGAAGUUGAUGAACACCUUGUGCAGGCCAGACUCGCAGAUGUACUGUGAGAUGGAGCAGAAAUUCCAACAGAGGCUCUUGGCUGAGCUCUGCAACAGAGUGCGUGAGUUCAAGGGUCUGUCUGGAGUCAGCCUAUACUCGGCCGCAACAGAAGCUCGCAACAUGCCCAACAACCGAUUGUUCGAUCAAGAUGAUGAAGCUGGAAUCGAGGACAUGGCCACUCGCCUGGCACAUGUCGGCAUUCUCCACUGGAGAGUGUGGGCUCCCCUAGUCUAUGUCGAGGACGUCGACGAGCCAAUGACCUAA